AUGCAGUUGUUCACUAUUCUUUUGGCUUCUGCCUCUGUGGUUCACGCCCACUACAACUUCAACGCCCUGAUUUAUGCUGGCAGCACUCAAGCGACUUGGCAGCAAGUGAGAAAGCGAUCCGACUCGGACAGCCAUGGACCGAUACUAGAUGUUUCAUUGCUGGAUAUUCGAUGUGGAAAGGAUGCAUCCACCGCAUUUGCUCCAGGCAUCUUGACAGUGGCAGCAGGAGACUCCCUGGGCUUUGCUGUUGACCCAGAUAUUCAGCAUCCUGGUCCAGCUAUGGGCUACUUGGCUAAAGUUCCAGCUGGCAAGACUGCUGCGAACUGGGAUGGGGCCGGUGCUGUCUGGUUCAAGGUUUGGGAACAAGGCCCUACCGCGCUCAACUCGAACGGAGGACGAAUAGGUCUGAAGGCUCUCAACUUUACGAUCCCAAAAGCUACACCAUCCGGUGAUUAUAUUGCACGAAUUGAGCAUAUCGGUCUUCACGCUGCUAGUCAGAAGAAUGGUGCACAAUUUUACCUUUCUUGCUCACAGGUUACGGUUACAGGCGGCGGUAGUGGAACCCCAAGCCCAUUGGUUUCGUUCCCUGGAGCCUAUUCAGCAACUGACCCUGGAAUUCUGAUCCAAAUCUACUACCCUGUGCCAACUACCUACACCAUUCCUGGGCCAAAGGUCUGGACUGGAUAG
This is a messenger RNA of Mollisia scopiformis, 687 nucleotides long. RefSeq names its product family 61 glycosyl hydrolase. The transcript has 4 exons. The coding region runs from base 1 to 687 and encodes 228 amino acids. Lineage: Eukaryota; Fungi; Ascomycota; Leotiomycetes; Helotiales; Mollisiaceae. The record is from RefSeq and is a predicted model, not a curated record.